This is a messenger RNA of Cryptotermes secundus, 2123 nucleotides long. RefSeq names its product sodium-dependent phosphate transport protein 1, chloroplastic. The coding region runs from base 495 to 1748 and encodes 417 amino acids. Gene Ontology annotation, molecular function: transmembrane transporter activity. NCBI's taxonomy places the organism in Eukaryota, Metazoa, Arthropoda, Insecta, Blattodea, Kalotermitidae. Gene Ontology annotation, biological process: transmembrane transport; monoatomic anion transport. The record is from RefSeq and is a predicted model, not a curated record. The transcript has 8 exons.
AAGAAGGUCAAGAACGUCAAAAAAAAAAAAAAAAAAGUGCUGCACGGUAGAAUGUUCUUUUAGCAUGUUUAGGAUUGCCACGUCAGUUUUUGCUAAUCAUAUUGUACGUUUGGGACAUUGGUUUAGAUGACUUAUUUUUUGACACAACAGUUGUGAUGUCAUAACAGGUGUAAUGUAAUGUAUGUUAUAGAAAAUCAGGAAGUCUUUGAUAUAAUGUGCGUAAUUUGUACAGAAGUGUUGGAUAAAUUUUAGUUAUUUGAAGUUCGUGGAAUAUUUCCGGUAUGGACUCCCAUUAAACAUGCGAUUUCAUGAAACUGCUAGUAAUAAGUAUUGUAAGAUGUGGUUGAAUCUGGACUAUCCGUGUUUACAUAGAAUAUCAAAUAUUUUUGCCCUCGUAAGUUUUCAACAUGACCAGUGAAUUGUUAGGAGGUUAAUGUCUGUCAGCGAAGUUGUGAUGUAGAAGUAUGGUGUCGGCAUUUAAUAUACUGUGAAGAAUGCCACAUUAUAAGAUGUUGGCGAAAACUUCCCGUAUAGUUUCCCUUUGUUCCGUAGCAAACUUUAUUAAUGCAGCAGAUCGUGUGAUCAUGCCAAUAGCAAUUGUGCCUAUGACAGAUGAAUUCAAAUGGAGCUUACACUGGCAAGGAUGGAUCUUAUCAGCGUUUGCAUUUGGUUACUUCACAAGUCAGGUGAUAGGAGCAUGUGCUGCCAGCAGAUUUGGAGGAAAAGCAGUUCUCUUAUUUGCUGUGUUUUUAUGGUCUGUUUCAACUUCUGUCACCCCUCUUUUGGCAACAUCUGUGCCUGCAUUGAUAUUUUGCCGAGUGCUGUUGGGAUUGGGUGAGGGACUUGGAUGGAAUUUUUAUUCUUUUACAUUAGGUCUACCAACAAUAUUCCAUAUAUUUGCUCAUAAUGUACCAAUGGAAGAGCGAUCGAGAGCAUUUGGCUAUCUUGUUGCUGCAGGUUCUGUGGGACAGACUGUUGCAUCUGUGCUAUGUCCAUAUCUGUCAUGGCAGACUGGUUUCUACCUCUUUGGUACGUUGGGUAUUGUGUGGGUGCUCAUAUGGUUACCGUUCUAUCAUGAUGGUGCAACCUCAGCACAGGAUGAGAUUCCUCUAUUUGUACCAAAGGUAACAAAUCCAAAUGUACAGUGGACAGAGUUUGUGUGCCAUUGGCCUCUGUGGGCUCUGUAUGUAGCCCACUUUGCCAUGAACUGGUCCAACUACAUCAUCAUGCAGUGGCUUCCUACUUACCUUGCCCGGAACCUUGGAGCCAACAAGGAGAGCAUUAGUCUUACUGCCGUCCCUUAUAUUGUCAACUCCUUGGUUGGAAUCUUUGCAGGCCAUUUUGCAGACACUCUUGUUGGACAGCAGAGGUGGACAGUUCUGUCAGUACGUCGACUGAUGACCAGCAUUGGUCUCCUGGGUCCAGGAGUGUUCCUGCUUGCAUUUUGUACUGUUGACAACCUCCUAGCUGCUGUUGUAUUUGUUUCAAUUUUGAUGGGUCUUUGUGCCUGUAACUCAGCUGGCCACCUAAGUAAUCAUGCAGACAUUGCUCCCAACCAUGCUGGCAUCACAUUUGCCAUCUCAAAUACACUAGCAACAAUCCCAGGUAUACUGUGUGGCCCCCUUACAGCAGAGCUGGUGACUACAUCUCAUGGUCGCUGGUUUCCUGUUUUUGUGCUGGCAGCUGGCGUGAACUUCACUGGCGCUGUCAUCUACUACAGUCAGAGUUCAGCUGCUCAAGUGCUAUGAAUUCUAUCGGUUUAAACCUCAGAACAUACACUAGUCAUCUCUUGGCAAUAAUGUUAAACUGAACCAAAUAUCUAUUUUAGUGAAACUAAAUCAUUAUAAAAUAUUUGCCAUCCAGUGACUUACAUAGUUCUCCCAUCCCACAACACUGGAAUUGGAUACAAGCUCAUACCUUUGCUAUAUAUUCUGAUCACAUGACACAAAAUAUUAUCUUUGUCAUACUUACACCAAAAUUGAAUAUUUAAUAGCAUUAUGUUCUUGGUGAGUUAUGUAAAUGAACAGUGUUACUGCUCUGAAUAAUAUCUGUGAAUAUAUUAGUUGAAUGAUUUUUGUGGAAGGUUGUAUAUUAAGUGCAGUAGAACUUGCUGUGCAACAAAU